Entelurus aequoreus (snake pipefish) is the source of this 2138-nucleotide messenger RNA. RefSeq names its product zinc finger protein 248-like. Gene Ontology annotation, molecular function: RNA polymerase II cis-regulatory region sequence-specific DNA binding; DNA-binding transcription factor activity. The record is from RefSeq and is a predicted model, not a curated record. Gene Ontology annotation, biological process: regulation of transcription by RNA polymerase II. Bases 52 to 876 code for a protein of 274 amino acids. NCBI's taxonomy places the organism in Eukaryota, Metazoa, Chordata, Actinopteri, Syngnathiformes, Syngnathidae. The transcript has 2 exons.
AAGACGGAAACGUCCAAAAUCGAGCAUCGGCGAGGAGGAGAUGCCGCAGAGAUGGACGCACGUCGGAUGUCAGUCGCCAUUCCUCAACGGAAGUCAGACAAGGAAGUUUUGCCAGCGGACGUCUUGAAAGUGAUCGUCGUUAAAGAGGAGCAGCAGGAGUGGCGUGCCGGUGCAGAGCAGGAGGAUGCCCAGCCGGCCCGCGGCAAAGACGAGGAGAACGGACCGACCUGGACUCAGUUCUCGUUGACUCGGGUCCACGUGAAGGGCGAAGACGGCAAAGACUUUCCCGAGACACGCGGCAACCUCAGCAGGCGCUCGGCCCAGCAAGCGGCCGCGGAGUCGGACGGAGGCCGCAGUGGCGGAUCAGAAACGGACCGCAGAUCCCACGUGGACACGGACGACAGCGACCGGACUAACGGACCCCGGACCAGGAACCAGGAGACCAGUUCUCGCCCCGGUAAGAAAUUUGACUGCUCCGAAUGCGACAAAACCUUCGAGCACAAGCGCAACCUGAAGCGACACGUGAGGCGCCACACGGGGGAGAAACCAUUCUGCUGCUCGGUGUGCGCCAAAACCUUCCGCCAGCGCUCCAACCUGGUGGUGCACGCCCGCACCCACACGGGCGUCAAGCCUUUCGCCUGCCGGCUGUGCCACACCCGCUUCAGCCAGCGCAUCUCGCUGGUGCUGCACGUCAGGACGCACACCGGGGAGAAACCCUUCCCCUGCCCGCUGUGCGGCGAGCGCUUCUCCCGCAAGGGGACCGUGACGUCGCACAUGCGCACGCACACGGGCGAGAAGCCGUUCGGGUGCGGCACGUGCGACCGGCGCUUCGCGUUCAAGUGUCAGGUGGCCAAGCACAAGUGUGCGGGGAAAUGAACGUGUUGCACCUUUUAAACGGCGUUCCAAGAAGCUGGAGGACCUCUGAUCGGUUUUUGGAUUUGGAAACAAUGUCCUUCUUUAACCAAAGAGUUUGGACACACCUUCUUCUCAUUUCAGUGUGUUUUCUUUAUUUUCAUCACUACUUACAUUGUAGAUUGUCACAUGAAAACUACGAAUGUGGAUUCACAGUCGUGCUCAUAAGUUGACAUACCCUGGGACAGGAGUCGGCAACCCAAAAUGUUGAAAGAGCCAUAUUGGGACCAAAAAUACAAAAACAAAUCUGUCUGGAGCCGCAAAAAAUGAAAGGCCAUAUUACAUACAGAUAGUGUGAACUAAGAGGACUUAAAGGAAACUAAAUGCGCUCAAAUAUAGCUACAAAUGAGGCAUGAUGAUGCAAUAUGUACAUAUAGCUAGCCUAAAUAGCAUGUUAGCAUGGAUUAGCUUGCAGUGACCAAAUAUGUCUGAUUAGCACUCCACACAAGUCAAUAACAUCAACACAACUCACCUUUGUGUCUCAUGUCUUGGCCACUAAUACACCCCCAUACCACCACUUUGCGCCUAGAACAAUCCGGAUGGUUCUUUUCCUCUUCGGUCCGGAGGACACGACGUCCACAGUUUCCAAAAACAAUUUGAAAUGUGGACUCGUCAGACCACGGAACACUUUUCCGCUUUGCAUCAGUCCAUCUUAGACGAGCUCGGGCCCAGCGAAGCCGACUGCGUUUCUGGGUGUUGUUGAUAAGAACGGUUUUCGCCUUGCAUAGGAGAGUUUUAACUUGCACUUGCAGAUGUAGCGACCAACUGUAGUUACUGACAGUGGGUUUCUGAAGUGUUCCUGAGCCCAUGUGGUGAUAUCCUUUACACACUGAUGUGGCUUUUUGAUGCAGUACCGCCUGAGGGAUGGAAGGUGUGUAAUAUCAUGGCUUACGUGCAGUGAUUUCUCCAGAUUCUCUGAACCUUUUAAAGAUAUUACGGAGCGUAGAUGGUGAAAUCCCUAAAUUCCUUGCAGUAGCUGGUUGAGAAAUGUUGUUCUUCAACAAUUUGCUCAGGCAUUUGUUGACAAAGUGGUGACCCUCGCCCCGUCCUCGUUUGUGAAUGACUGAGCAUUUCAUGGAAUCUACUUUUACACCCAAUCAUGGCACCCACCUGUUCCCAAUUAGCCUGCACACCUGUGGGAUGUUCCAAAUAAGUGUUUGAUGAGCAUUCCUCAACUUUAUCGGUAUUUAUUGCCACCUUUCCCAACUUAUUUGUCACGUGUUGCU